AUGGCAGAUAUACCCACCGUUGCUAUUGACAUGGUGGUAUUCGAGGUCAAUACGACCGUUUUGCCAGACGAAUUCAUCGCGCACAGACUUGGAAUGAUCCCUCUCAUCAGCACAAACUGCGACGAAGGCAUGAGAUAUACAAGGGACUGUGAUUGCGAACUAGGAUGCCCUCUCUGCAUGGUCGUAUUAACGCUACACGUACGGUGUGAUAUGCCUGGAACGACCAUGAAUAUCACCAGCGAUCACCUGCAAAUACAAUCCGGCGGAGAUGCUUGGGGAGGAGAGGAACUGACCAAACGAGGAGAAGACUUUGGUCUACCCGUGUCGAAAUCACGAGGUUUCAACGGGCACCCUAUCCUAAUAGCGUCACUACGUAAAGGGCAAGAGUUGAAGAUUAGGUGUGAGGCCAAAAAGGGUAUUGCAAAAGACCAUGCGAAGUGGUCGCCGUGUACUGCACUCGGAUUCGAAUACGACCCGUACAACAAACUUCGGCAUACAACCUACUGGUUUGAGACCGAUAAGCAAGCCGAAUGGCCGCUGAGCGCUAAUGCUGAAGAGGAAGAGCCACCGCGAGAAGACGCACCGUUCGAUUACAACGCUGAACCAAAUAAAUUCUAUUUCAACGUCGAAACAGACGGCAGUUUGACUGCCAAGGAAGUGAUCCUCAAGUCUUUGUCAAAUAUGCAAUCACGGACCGCAACACUUGUAUAUAACAUCAAACAUCAAUCGAGACCAGAUGCCAUGGACACAACAGACGCACCCGCAUUCCCGCCUGCAGGCCAGCGAACCAGCGGCCAAGAUCAGUCUUACACUAAUGCGAGUGGAUGGGGUGCGUCUCCUAAUACCUCUGGUGCGAAUAUGGGUUGGGCAUCUCCAAAUGCGACCGCUCAGGGAGGCUGGUCGUUGUGA
This is a messenger RNA of Serendipita indica DSM 11827, 909 nucleotides long. NCBI's taxonomy places the organism in Eukaryota, Fungi, Basidiomycota, Agaricomycetes, Sebacinales, Serendipitaceae. The record is from the annotation of a GenBank genome assembly.